ACUGGCUGACGAUCGCAGUUAGCGCGCUGUCACGACGGAGCACAUUCUGAGCAAAGGGCUCAGAUUUUAUUUUUGGACUGCCAUGGAGACUGGCCCUUCCAUUUGUAGGAAGGGGGUAUAGUUGCGCUCAACAUGAGCCUCCCGCUCUGACACUCCGGGCUGGGACAAGCAGGCAGCAGCCGGCCGACCCCCAAGGAGCAGUCACACAGGGGACUCCCCUGUCCGGCGUGUUUGUCAACAGUAAUAAGCAUUACCUGGGGGUUAAACUGCUCAUGGCUGCCAGUUAUAGCAAUGUCACCGAACCAGGCCUGCUGUCCCAGCAGUACCCUCCAGCUCUACUGCCCAAGCCUGGCAAGGAAAAUGUUAGACUCCAGAAACUACUCAAGAAAACUGAGAAAAAAAUCAAGAAAAAAGCUGUCCCUGAAACUGCAAAGACACCUGUCCCUUUCCGCUCAAACCUCUCCCCUGUGAAUGAAGCAAGCCCUGACUUGGAGCACAGUGACAACUCAACCCCUCCUAAAACCCCAGAGGCACCCUUCUACACACAGCACCCCAGAUUCGCUGUCAGGCCAGCCUAUCGGCAUGUACCAUCCCCUUACCCGCAACAACAAGGAGCCACCUUUGGUGGAACAGCAAGGUUCUCCCCAAAGCCAUAUGCUGCUCCAGCCCCCACCUUCCCCCAGCAUGUGGCCCCACUCUACACAUUUACUCCAACAGCCCCAUCACCCGUUCCAGGGCCAAUCUCGCAUGCAGUUGCACCCAAAAUGCCUGUGGCAACUUCCUCUGUGCCUGAAGUGACAAUGACCGCUGCUGCUCAAGUUGCUCCUCCAGUCCCUGCUCCAGUUGCUCCUGUCACUGUCAUUUCUGCUGCCACACAACCUACUCUUCGACUAGCCCCUGUUGUAAUACACUGCAAAAGUCCAAGUCCACGGUUUAAAGCUACCGAAGCUACACUAAAAGCACCCAAACCCAUGUUUGAUGUCCCUCAAAUUAGGGUAUAUACUGCAUCUAAGUCCCCCCUGCAUGAUUACACUGGAAAUACAUUUACUGCAGACACAUUACCUCGGAGUAAAACACCCACAUCAGACAUCAGAAGAGUAAUAACACCAACAGCUGAAAUCAGAAGGAGUGCAACACCGGCAUCUGAAGUGAAAAGCAGUUUAACUCCGACAUCAGAAAUCAAAAGGGUUGCAACAUCUGAAAUGAAUCAAGGUACAACGCCGACAUCGGAAAUCAAAAGAAGUUUAACACCGACACCUGAAGUCAAAAGGAGUGCAACACCUACAUCUGGGGUAAAGAGAGGUUUAACGUCCAGACCUGAAAUCCAAAGGAGUGCAACGCCUACAUCUGAAGUGAAAAGAGCUAAAACGCCAACUCAUGACUUUUUAACACCAAGAACUCAUUUAGGUCGACCUAAGACACCCUCAUAUCAUGUGUCCCGUGUCAAAACACCUGUUAUUGAAAUAUCAAGACCCAACCCACUUUUAUUUGCUGUCUCACCCAUUACUACAGAGGCACAGAGAUCUAAAACACCAACACCUGGUUCUAAUUCUGCCAGUCCAUCUUUGUCUGGUUCUCAAAAUCUGACAACCUCUGAGCCUGAGCCUUCAAAAUCACCAUCAACUAGUCAGGGUGCAAGAACUCAGAAUGGGGACGCGACGUCAAAAGAGACUCCUACAGCUAAAUCACCUCCUGAAAACACUUCAAAACCAGAGGCUCCUCGACAAGAAGCUCCAAUAGUUGAGUCUACCAGACCAAAGACCCCUACAGCUCUAUUAGGCUAUCAAAGACCCAAGACCCCAACAAAUGUCACACCAACUCCUACAGCACCCUCAUAUCAAAGACCCAAGACUCCAACCAAAGAAACAUCAAAACCUACAGCACCCUCAGAUGGGUAUCAAAGACCCAAGACCCCAACAAAUGUCACACCAACUCCUACAGCACCCUCAUAUCAAAGACCCACGACUCCAACCAAAGAAACACUAAAGUCUACAGCACCCUCAUAUGGGUACCAAAGACCCAAGACUCCAACCAAAGAAACAUCAAAACCUACAGCACCCUCAGAUGGGUAUCAAAGGCCCAAGACUCCAACAAUUAUCACACCAAAGCCUACUGCACCCUCCUAUCAAAGACCCAAGACUCCAACCAAAGAAACACUAAAGCCUACAGCACCCUCAUAUGGGUACCAAAGACCCAAGACUCCAACCAAAGACACAUCAAAACCUACAGCACCCUCAGAUGGGUAUCAAAGGCCCAAGACGCCAACAAAUGAGACACCAAAACCUACAGAAGUCUUAGAUGGAUAUCAAAGGCCCAAGACUCCAACAAAUGAGACACCAAAGCCUACAGCACCCUCAUAUGGAUAUCAAAUGCCCAAGACUCCCUCAAAUGAAGGGCCUAAACCUAUGACUUCAACAAUUGGGUAUCAAAGGCCAACAACACCAGCAGUUGGGUAUCAAAGACCACAACCACCAGCAGGGUAUCAAAGACCAAAGACUCCCACAGCUGGGGUAUCAUCCAUAGGAUUUCAAAGGCCCAAUACACCAACAUAUGUGGCCCCUAAACCAACCCAUACAUAUUAUGGGUUGACUCCUGCUGCAUAUGUUGCCCAUGGUGGAAUCCAAAGUUUCUCACCUUCAUUCGGCAUAUCCAGGUCUAAGACGCCGGCUCUAGAGGAAUCUAAAACUCCAACGCAAGAGUUGGAAGGAUCUAAAAUACCUAACCAAGAGUUAGCUAAAACAUCUUCCCAAGAGUUACUUGUAAAAACACAUCCUUUGCCCAUGGUGUCCAACCAGGAAGCAUCCUCCAAAGAGCAGGAAAUAAUAACUUUAAAUGAGGCCAUAGUAUCCACGACUCCAGCAGUGAAACUUCUGAUUCCAAUCAUUGUUGUUACACAAGCUGAAGAUGUCUCAGAACCAAGCGUAUCCACAGCUGUGACCAGUAAAAUGCAAACUCCUUUUGCAGAAACGCUAAAUGUUAAAGCUGUGGCCCACACAAGACCAUGGGCUAAAACUCCAACACCUGAGAUUAGGAAACCAGAGGUUAAAACCCCAGUGAAAACCCAAACUUAUGGAGCCACCCCAAAACCCAAGACACUCACCCCAGAAACCCAACACCCUGUGCUUGCUGCUGCAAACAAAGAUGCCAGCAAGACAAUACCUCCUGUCUCAAAAACAGAAUCUCCUGUGGCUAAAGCCAGUGUGGCACAACAAAAAGACUUAAAGGAAUCAACAGAGCCUAAAACGCCCACCAAAGCAACCUCUGAGGCUAAACCAGCAGGGACAAAGCCUUCGGGGGCUGUUCAGUCUCCGACUAAACCAAAGGAUAACCAGGAAGCCCAACCUGAAAAGGUGGUAUCAGCUCCAACCACACCAUCAACAGAGAAGGAAGUGGGAAAAUACUCUUUCCCAGCAGCUGAACCAAUUCUUAAAGUGAUCCAAAAGCCAAAGGGCAUGAUGAAGUCUAAACUUAGUGGUUGGUCACGGCUCAAGAAGCACAUGGUGGUGGAAGAAGAACCACCUACGUUCCCAGAAUCAGAUCCUAUGAAAGAAACCGCAAAGGGAACUGAGCAGGAGGGAGGUGAAGUGAAAAAGGAUGAAAAGGGGUCAUUUAAAGACAUGGUGGCUGCCGUAACAGCCGACGAUCCUCCCAAGGCAGCGAAGAAGUGGGAUUCUCUUCUCUUCGAUAUGUUCUCCUCUAAAGAGAAGAUUAUGCAGGUGAUUGAAGCUAGCAAAAGUGAGGAGGAGAAAAAAGAGCAGCCAAAGGAAACACCAAAAGAAAUCCCAUCUUUCGCCCAUCGUCUGCCUGUCCUCCUUUUCAGCCCAAGGUUUGAUGCCAAAAGGCUAAGAGAGGCUGCAUCAAGGCCACUUACAAAAAUUUCGACAGUGUUUGAGAUGGGUCUCAUAGGGCGUAAAAAUAAAGAUGAGGAACCAAAAGACUUUAACAGAACAGCUAGAGGGUUCACUUGUCCUUAAACCAUGUCUCUUUGGACUGGUAAAGAUGAAACAGAAGAACAUUUUGAAAAAUUUGGUUAAGUGUUUUAUGUGUACAGGUGUAGAAAUAGUAGUCAUAAUGUACAGGUCCUGUGUAAUAGUCUCUCUGCUUGACACAGGAUACAAUAUUUAAGACGGUCUCUUAGAGAAUGUGGUCUGAACUUUAUACUUGAGCACUGAUUGUUCUGUCGUCUGACUACGUUACGGAUAUGUCUGAACGUCCCUUUCUCUGAUAGUAUGAAAAUAUUACCUUGAAAAUCAGAGAAUAAGGGAAAAUAUAUUUUGUCUUAAAGGAAUUCAGACAUCUCAUGAGAUUAAAAUGUACAAAGAUUAAGUAAAUCUCAGAAUUUCUUUUUUGUCCACUGUUAAAACAUGAUAGGAGAAUGAAUGGCUUUUUCAGACCUCUUCACAUCUUUUUUUCAAACGUGGUCCUGAGACUGUAGUGUGAUGUACUUAGGUACACCACCUACUGAAAACUAGACUGUACAGUAUAUUGAUGCAGGAUUUGGGUAUCUGAAGAAAUUUGAUUCCAGGGCAUUCAGAGUAAUGUUUCCAAAUAAGGAUGAAAAAGGGAGGAGAGGAUGAAAGUAGUAGGAGUGUAUAUUUCCCCAAAUGGUACUAUUUACGUAUGUUUUUCAAAUAGACUUUAGAUACUCAGGCGCUUCUUAGAAGUUAGAAUGUUUGAGUAGACUGCAUAUGCUUAUGCCAGCUUUGCUUUCUUCCUUUUUAGGAGUACAGGUUAGUGAGAAUGUUAUUUGAAAAAUUGGGUUGCUAACUCCUGGGGGGAUGAGGCAACUCUAUGAAGGAAGUGUUUGACUGUUGGCAUGGAUGGAUGAGGGGUCAGGGGGAGGCCUUGUGGGAUAUGGAGGCAAGUGAUGAUAAAUGCGAUGAAAAAUGUAUACAGUAAGUACUUAGGGACGAAUCCUAAUUUGAGAUCCACAAAUUUCCCCAUUGACAUCAAUGCAGGAUUAACGUGAAAGUAAAAUUGAAUGAAAUAGCAUAUUUCACACACAGUUUUCAAAUAUGCAGCUUUCAAACGAGGGACCCAGAAGGGUCAAGAGCUGACAGUGACAUUUGACCUUAAGGUUCUCUAGGUUCGUAAGCUUGUUAUUGAUGCUUUACAUUUUAUUUUCAUGCAUAGUCUAUUUAAAAAGAUUAAGAACAUUGUCUCCUAUUGACAGAGUGAUGUUCAACCAUUUUGCAAUCUGAUGUUUAUCUGUAUAAGUGUACAGUAAAUGUUAUUUUCUAUAUAUUUUUGAUAAAAGAGAAAAUUAAAAAAGAGCUUGAAUAGGAAAAUGACAUAGAAAGUUCAUCUUGAACUACAGAAUGAAAUAGAGAAAAUGUAUUCUGUAGUGAAGAUAAUGGGCAGAGCAAGGUCAAGGGCAAAGCUAUUGCCCUUUUGGUGUUUGAUAAAAGUAAUAUUAUUGAAUUGUAGCUGGUAUUUUGUAGAUAUAAUUGUUUUAUUUUUAUCUGCAGGACCAGCAGAAUAAAAAGGUGUUUUUUGCCUAAGA
Molecule: messenger RNA, 5503 nt
Organism: Coregonus clupeaformis (lake whitefish)
Lineage: Eukaryota; Metazoa; Chordata; Actinopteri; Salmoniformes; Salmonidae
Product: mucin-2
Exons: 3
Coding region: 273-3974 (1233 amino acids)
Source: RefSeq, a predicted model, not a curated record